GCAGCCGGCCGGGGGCGGUGAAAGAGCCCGUGAGGGGAUCGCGACGGCGGCGGAGCCAUCGCUGGACGGCCCCAGGAAAAGCGAGGCCCGAGCCUCUGCAUCUAGGAUCAGAAUGGUUUCAAUCCCAGAAUACUAUGAAGGCAAGAACAUUCUCCUUACUGGAGCUACUGGUUUCCUAGGGAAAGUACUUCUGGAAAAGUUGCUGCGGUCUUGUCCUAAGGUGAAUUUAGUGUAUGUUUUGGUGAGGCAGAAAGCUGGUCAGACACCCCAAGAGCGAGUAGAAGAAGUCAUUAGUUGCAAGCUCUUUGACAGAUUGAGAGAUGAAAAUCCAGAAUUUAGGGAGAAAAUUGUAGCAAUCAGCAGUGAACUUACCCAACCUCAACUGGCUCUCAGUGAAGAAGAUAAAGAGAUCAUCAUAGACUCCACCAAUAUUAUAUUCCACUGUGCAGCUACAGUAAGGUUUAAUGAAAAUUUAAGAGAUGCUGUUCAGUUAAAUGUGAUUGCUACACAACAGCUUAUUCUCCUUGCACAACAAAUGAAGAAUAUGGAGGUGUUCAUGUAUGUGUCAACAGCAUACGCCUACUGCAAUCGAAAGCAUAUUGAUGAAGUAGUCUAUCCGCCUCCUGUGGAUCCCAAGAAACUGAUUGAUUCUUUAGAGUGGAUGGAUGAUGGCCUAGUAAAAGAUAUCACACCCAAAUUAAUAGGCGACAGACCUAAUACAUACAUAUACACAAAAGCAUUGGCAGAAUAUAUUGUGCAACAAGAAGGAGCAAAGCUAAAUGUGGCAAUUGUAAGGCCGUCAAUUGUUGGUGCCAGUUGGAAAGAACCUUUUCCAGGAUGGAUUGAUAACUUUAAUGGACCAAGUGGUCUUUUUAUUGCGGCAGGGAAAGGAAUUCUGCGAACAAUGCGUGCCUCCAACAAUGCCCUUGCAGAUCUUGUUCCUGUAGAUGUAGUUGUCAACACAAGUCUUGCGGCAGCCUGGUAUUCCGGAGUUAAUAGACCAAGGAACAUCAUGGUGUAUAAUUGCACAACAGGCAGCACUAAUCCUUUCCACUGGGGUGAAGUUGAAUACCAUGUAAUUUCCACUUUCAAGAGGAAUCCUCUCGAACAGGCCUUCAGACGGCCCAAUGUAAAUCUAACCUCCAAUCACCUUUUAUAUCAUUACUGGAUUGCUGUAAGCCAUAAGGCCCCAGCAUUCCUGUAUGAUAUCUACCUCAGGAUGACUGGAAGAAGCCCAAGGAUGAUGAAAACAAUAACUCGCCUUCACAGAGCUUUGGUGUUUCUUGAAUAUUUCACAAGUCAUUCUUGGGUUUGGAAUACUGACAAUGUUAUUAUGUUAAUGAAUCAACUAAAUCCUGAAGAUAAAAAGACUUUUAAUAUUGAUGUACGGCAGUUACACUGGGCAGAAUACAUAGAGAACUACUGCAUGGGAACCAAGAAAUAUGUUUUGAAUGAAGAAAUGUCUGGCCUCCCUGCAGCGAGAAAACAUCUCAACAAGUUGAGGAACAUACAUUAUGGUUUCAAUACUAUCCUUGUGAUCCUGAUCUGGCGCAUUUUUAUUGCAAGAUCACAAAUGGCAAGAAACAUCUGGUACUUUGUGGUUAGUCUGUGUUACAAAUUUCUGUCAUACUUCCGAGCAUCCAGCACUAUGAGAUACUGAAGAAAAGAAUUUAGCAUUAGAACAUCUAUGCAUAUAUGGUGGUCUAAAUGCACAAAAUGUAAAAUGUACUUAAGUCAUCUCACCUUUUGUCAAGACAUUAAACCAUCUUAGAUCAGAGUGUGGAGUAAAUUAUGGUACAUUUUAUGUAACAUUUUAAUGUUUAUGCUUAUAAAAAUCUAGUGAACACACUGUGGUAUGCCAGCUCAAAUCUGCAGUAGCCACCAAAACCAUGACUUAAUAUUUUGAUCCCUUGGGAAAAGGGGUGGGAUGAGGGUAGGAGUGGGGAUAUGGGAACACUGACCAGUAUAACUGUGCAAUUCUGGAACACGUUAAUUAAAAUAUGCCUUAACAUAUAGUGAAUUUCUAAUUUUAAUAUUUAGUGCAAUGGAAAGCAUUUAUUUGGACAGGAAUGCUAGCUAAGUUGGUAGUUACUUGAUUCUUAGUGUUUGAUUUUUUUUCAUCAUUCAAAGUUUUGUUAGUUAAAAUGAUAGCCAAAUUAUUUUCACAUCAUCCUGUAAGUUACUGAAUGGUCUCAGACAUGAAAGACAUGUUAAAUCCUUUUUAUUUCUCUGAUUAAAGAUCUGAUGCAUAUCAUUUUUCUAUAAGCAAUCAGUUGCUUUCAUAAUCAGAAGGCUAUAUAUUGUUCUGAAGAUCCUGCUGGAUCUAGAUGGGUUUGAAAAUCCAUAACAACAUACGCUAUCUCUUUUUUGAAGGAAAAUGAAAAUGACUUAAAUAAGACUCUUAGCCUCAAAAAGUAAGAAUACAUUUUUCUUGUCCACAUUUUAACCAAAUAGAAAUCAGUCCUGUGUAAGAUGUUCAUGUUUUGAAGCUGGAGGAUGUCUUGAGACUUUGGCAAAUGAGGGGUUGGGGAGGGAUUCACCAUACUGUACUUUUCUCCCUUUAUAAAUUUUAUUAACUAAUAAGACUUUUAAAAAGGCUUAUGCUGUCUUUCCAAUGAAAAGUGAAAGUGCAUUAUUAUGGAAGACUAUAUUUGCAGAUAGACAUAGCAUUAAGAAAAUGUUCUCACAUGUGUGUAAACACAUACUAACUUUUGACCUGGAGAGCUGAAUUCAUUCAAGAAAAAUAAAAUGCAUAAAAUAAUAUGUAUUAAAAUUAAAUAAAGAAUUUUAUUUACAUACCACAUAAAGUAGCAAACUGUUGAAUGAGUUUGAAGAUAAUCAUUUAUUUUUUCUGCAUGUGGUUUUAGCUUUAAAAGAGAUGCAUUAUAGAAACAAGUAAUAGCAAGAAAAUUAAUGUAUAUUUUAAUGAUACAUUAUAAUUCCCUUUAAACCUUAAUAGUAGUUAACUCUCCCUACUGUUUCAACCUAUAGUUGGUUUAACAGAUUGAUCAACAUAACAUGUUUUAAUUUAGCUGAUCAAGUUCUAUAUUUAAAUCAUCAACAGUAUAUCUUGAAUAUGUUUAAUGAGGUCAGUUCACAAUACAAAAAGUCAUAUAGAACUUUACAUCUUAAUUUUCUUUAUAAAGUUAAAUGCGACGUAUAAGAAGUUUAUUUUGUUAUUGUGAAAAAACUAAGUGUAAAGGAAAUCACCUUCUUCCAUGCUGGUGUGUAGUCUUGAAAAGGAAAAAUGCUUCCAUGUUGAAGCCAGGUUUUCUGUAGUUUAAAACUUUUAAACAUUAUUUUAAAAGAAAUACAUAUAUAAAUACACACACACACACACACACACACAUAAAUUCUUUGGAAUGACAUAGAAGUUUCUGGUCUAGGACCAUAUCUUGUAUAAGGUGUGAGAGACCAUGAUAGUGUCUUAAAGAUGGACUAAAUGAUAAUGCCUUUAAUUUAAAGUGGCCCAUGUAAUUAACUUCAGAUGCUCUGUACACUGAGUGAUCCAUCUCCUCAAGUACGUUUCCAUCAUGUGUUGAAAACAUGCUCACAUUUUACACUCUUGCCAAAAGAUACUGAGAAUCAGAUGAAUUGUCUUUGUAUCUUGAAAAAAAAUCAGGUACAACUUUGGCAGGCAUGUGAAAUAUAUUUGGGGUGUAUGUCUUUUGAAUUUGUGUCAUGGUUCUUAUAAUCUAACUUCAAGAAAUGCUAUCUGGGAAGGUGCUGAGACCACUGCAUUAAUUUUGUGUGUUUGUUUAACAGAAUUCUGUUGUCAGAAGGAAGCUAAUGAAUAAAUUAACAUGUCAUUCCAGAACUUAAAGUUCUAAAAUUAGUAUAAAGCACACACAGAUAGUUAACCCCCACUAACUAGACUUCAGGCUUAACUCAAAUUUAAAAAGAUUUUGGGAAUCAUUUAUGUUUGUUAUUUGCUAGAAAUGGCUUUUAGUUUUGUUUGAUUAUAAUUUCUGCACAAAUUCAGUUCUUAACAGGA
Pteronotus mesoamericanus is the source of this 3994-nucleotide messenger RNA. It is a transcript of the gene FAR1, whose product is annotated as fatty acyl-CoA reductase 1. The record is from RefSeq and is a predicted model, not a curated record. Bases 113 to 1660 code for a protein of 515 amino acids. Gene Ontology annotation, molecular function: alcohol-forming very long-chain fatty acyl-CoA reductase (NADP+) activity. Lineage: Eukaryota; Metazoa; Chordata; Mammalia; Chiroptera; Mormoopidae. The transcript is spliced from 12 exons. Gene Ontology annotation, cellular component: peroxisome. Gene Ontology annotation, biological process: long-chain fatty-acyl-CoA metabolic process.